CGUCGCUGCCUCUCCCGCCGCCACCUCAGUCCAGCCGACGUUCCCUGGCUAGUCCUCAGCAGUACCAGGCGGCGGUGGCAGCUGCAGCUUUCCUGCAGCAGAGAAAUUCCUAAAACCAUCACCAGUGCUAGGUGUCAGCGUAAAAUAAAAUUAUCCCCAAAGCCAAGUGUAUACAAAGAGGAAAAAUGGAAAGAAACCAGAAAAUGCAGAAAUAAGAGGGGACCCCCACCUUUGGUUAAAACACACUUUCCUCCUAGGCCAGAGAGAACAGGAUCGAAACAGAAUGUAUGACACUUUGAAUAUGCACUCACUGGAAAAUUCCCUUAUUGACAUAAUGAGAGCUGAGCAUGAUCCACUUAAAGGGUGUUUAAAUUACCCACAUCUAGGAACUGACAAUCUUCUAAUGUUAAAUGCAAGGAGUUACGGACGAAAGCGAGGUCAUUUUUCCCGCUUUCCUAUAGAUAAUGGUUUACUAGAUGAUGGUCAUAGUGACCAAGUUGGUGUAUUGAAUUCACCUACCUGUUACCCUGCACAUCAAAAUGGAGAACGGAUAGAACAUUUCUCUCGAAAGGUGUUUGUUGGUGGUCUUCCUCCAGACAUUGAUGAAGAUGAAAUAACUGCCAGCUUCCGAAGAUUUGGACCUCUGGUGGUAGACUGGCCUCACAAAGCAGAAAGCAAAUCCUACUUUCCAUCUAAAGGUUCAGAUCCGCCCCUGGAACUUAAAUGAUAGUGACUUUGUAAUGGAUGGUUCACAGCCUUUGGAUCCUCGAAAAACUAUUUUUGUUGGUGGUGUUCCCAGGCCGUUACAAGCUGGUAAGUGUUAAACCAAAGUGCCACAAUCUUCUGAAGUCACCCUCAUCCUCCCAAACCAAUGUUUGUUUAUUUUUUAACUGGGUCUAUGACUGAGAAGAAAUAAUCACUUUUACAAAUUUCCCCAAAAGUUCAAAGUAAAGUCCAGUGCACAAUUCCAGAGACCCUGAUGAUUGGUUUAUGGUACUGUGGGCAGCUGAGGCUGAUAUAAAGAACAGGGAUACAACCUCUCGCUGUAGAUUUACAUACAUUACAAUAUAUGUUUGAUCAUUGCAGCAGAAUAAUUGAUUGGCUUUUAGCCAAUGUGUAUUAAUGAAGUCAGGAUGACUAGGUAUGAAAGGGACAUUACAAAUGCUGUUUAUUGACUUUUACAAAAACAGGUCUUUUUCUCUAGAAAGUUACUUUUCUAUAUGUGUCAUCUAAUAGUCUUGCUUCCUGUUUUCACUAUCCCUUUAGUCUGUCUUAACAUUCUUUAGUGUCUAAAUGUUUUAUGGUUAAGUCAACACUUUAUUACCCUGGGAAAGAAUUUGGGGAGGGUUGGAGUGUAUCUAUUCUAAUGCAAUUUUCCCAUUUCAGUGCCAUUUAUCCUAACUUAAUUUCAGUCCACCUCCCAAACAAAACAAUGAGAGAACCCUGCAAUCAGACAAAGUCUUUUCAUUGGAAACAAAUAGCAAACCAACCAAAUUCAAAACUACACCCCUCAGUAGGAAGGAUAAGGCAUCCAGUUGCAAGCAAAUAAUGAAAUAUGGGCUCUAACUUUGAGACAACGUUCUUUUUCUCCCUCCCCCAUCAAGUUCCACCUGGGUCUUCAAUAGUAGCAGAGGGAAUCUCAAGCCUACAAUUGGCCUCUCUGAGCAUAGUGGGAGCAAAUUUUGACAGGGGUGUCAAACUCAAUUUCAUUGAGAGCCACAUUAGUAUUAUGGUUGCUCUCAAAGGGCCAGGUGGGUGUGGCUGGUUUAACAUGACUGGCUCAAUGUCACUCACAUUGAGGGGUGCCUGUGGGGGGGGGCUAGGCAAGGCUGGGAGCACGGAUCUGGAGUUCUUCAGCAGAGGAAUAUGAGACCAAGGCAAACGCCAAAGCCUCAUCCACUAAAGGAGCCUCACCCGUAUCCCAGAUGCGAGAUCGAAAGGGGGGGUGGCCAGGCUGCAGACAGGACCUGGCCCAUGGGACAAAAGGCAGGCAGAUGGGAGUGCUGGGCAUUACGAGCUGAGCGUCGGUGGGGGCCAGCUCUGGGUUACCCUCCGCCACUUAGCAGGGCUGGAGAAGGGAACAUGGCACUCACGGAUGGGGAGACAAGAGCACGGAGCUGCACGAGCUGAGCAUCCAGGUCACCCUCUCCACCAUGUGGCAGGGCCAGAGAGAGGAAUGCAGCACUCACAGCAGAUGGGGAGACAGCACAGGGUGAAACGAGACACCUGUGGACAAGGAUGGCUGUGCCCCAUGGAACACCAUGGCUCGAGCAGAGAGGAGGCCAGAUGCAGUAGCAACGAAGGGUGACCAAGGGGGCUGAGAGAGGUGGGGCAAGGCCAGGCACAGCAGGACUAGAAGAACGAGCUUUAGCUGCUGCCACGCAUUGCCAGCUCCUAUGUGCUCGCCGCCUGCAGGGGGAGCUGAGGCAGCAAGGUCCAGCCACAUGCUGUUUCAGGGAAGCCCUGUGGGCCAGAUCUAACCACGUCAUGGACCAGAUCUGGCCCACAGGCCUUGUGUUUGAUAUGUAUGAUCUAAAGCAUGCAUAAUGAAAACUCUUUCAGCCCACAUUCCCAUUCCAUCUAGACCACAGGUAUCAAACUCGCCACAUCACAUGAUGUGUUGUGACAUUGCAACUUUUUUUGUUUUGCCAGAGCUGGGGUGGGUGUGGCCUCCGCAUGAUGCAACCGGCUUAUAGGCCGGUAGUUUGACACCCCUGAUCUAGACAAUAGUCUGUGGAGGUAGGCCAGGAACAGGUUCUAGUA
Molecule: messenger RNA, 2763 nt
Organism: Crotalus tigris (Tiger rattlesnake)
Lineage: Eukaryota; Metazoa; Chordata; Lepidosauria; Squamata; Viperidae
Gene: CPEB2
Product: cytoplasmic polyadenylation element binding protein 2
Exons: 8
Coding region: 284-727 (147 amino acids)
Biological process (GO): negative regulation of cytoplasmic translation
Cellular component (GO): cytoplasm; neuron projection; synapse
Molecular function (GO): translation factor activity, RNA binding; ribosome binding; mRNA 3'-UTR binding
Source: RefSeq, a predicted model, not a curated record